Molecule: messenger RNA, 2682 nt
Organism: Panicum hallii
Lineage: Eukaryota; Viridiplantae; Streptophyta; Magnoliopsida; Poales; Poaceae
Exons: 9
Coding region: 240-2330 (696 amino acids)
Biological process (GO): regulation of mRNA stability; mRNA processing
Cellular component (GO): cytoplasm; nucleus
Molecular function (GO): poly(A) binding
Source: RefSeq, a predicted model, not a curated record
CGCCUCCUGGUCCUCCACGCCCCGCACGCAAAGCGUCCGUCCCCCGCGACGGUCCAGACUCCAACCCCGACGCCGCUCGCGUUCGGGUGCCGCCCCAUCCCCGCCGCCUUCGCCACCGUACCCCACCUUGUGCCAUACCGUAGGACGCGGCUGCGUAGGCCGCCCGAACUUCCGGGGGGGGGGGGGCAGCGGCCGGGGCGGGAGGGGCGGCGGCACCGAGCCGGCUAGGGUUCCCCUCCAUGGACGGCCGCGAGGAGGGCCGGACGUUCAAGGCGAACUUCACCGGCGAGGGGGUGAAGAUGCUACAGGACCGCGUCAAGGAGAAGCUCAGGGAGCUCAUGGGCGACUACUCCGACGACACUCUCGCGGAGUAUGUUGUAGUAUUACUAAGGAAUGGGAGGCGCAAGGAUGAGGCUGCAAAGGAGCUGCAGGUUUUUUUGGGCGAUGACAAUGAUGCAUUUGUAUCCUGGUUAUGGGAUCAUCUCUCCUCAAAUUUACACCUCUAUGUUCAACCUAAAGGUGCCACUUCUAGUGAUGAACCUAAAAGCACUCGCAGUGCUGGUAAAGGAUUGCCUGUUCACAGUUUGACUAGCAGCGUACAAAUUAACUGUGAACCCAAAGCUGAAACCCCGAAGACAACGAGAACUCAUCAGAGAAGAGAUUGGGGAAGAAUUAUUCGAGAACAGUCAGAAGCAGUUCCUCUUCGAAGUGUUGUAGCCAAUGUUUCUCAUGCAGAAGAAAACGAUUUUCAUGAAUCACAUGCAGAUGAAAGGGAUUUUCAUAAAUCACAUGCUGGAAGACGAACCCGUUCUCCUGACAUGCAUAACCACAGAAAGAGGAGCAGAGAUGCAGAUGCACGAUCUACCAAGAGGGCAUCCCACCCAGUUAUUGGUGCACCACGCCGACUUCUUCAGUUUGCUGUUCGUGAUGCUGUCAGAACUGUGCAGCCAGUGACUCCUAGAUCAGAAUCAGCUUCCAAGCGACUUCGCUCUGUGGUGUCUACAUUGGCAUCAGAUUCCACACUUGAUAUUACUCAUAUUAGGUUACAGAGAACAAAUUCAGAUGUGAGAAUACCAGGUGCCACAGCAGCACUAAGGGCUGCAGCUGAGGCGGCUGAGGAUGCUAUCAAGGGUAGCUUUGCGGGGAGUGUUUUUAAUAGAUUGGGGAGGAUGCCCACAAUAAAUCAUACCGAAACUCUUAGAGAUCAGGAUCCAGAAGGUGAAGAAUAUGAGAAUAUAGAUAACAUAAGAGCAGAAAAUCAAGUUGAAGUUUAUGAAAGAAAUCAGUAUGGUGGCAGUGAUGCUUACAUGCAUGACCAGGAAUCAGAGGAAGCUACAGGUUCUGCUCCUAAUAUUGAUGAGUAUGAUAGGUAUAAUGGAUUGGGUUCUCGCCGAAGUACUUUCCCUUCUAGUGGUGGCAAAGAGUCAUUAGUAUUAGGGUAUGUAAGGGGAGCUGCUGAAGUAAGAAGCAGAAGAUUGAUAGCUCAGGGCACACAUGCUCGUUCAGGACCAAGGCCAUCUGAAAAGAACUUAAAUAUUUCUCCUAACACUAGUAUGCGGAAGCUUCCAUCUCAUGAAACCAGGGAUGCUGUUGUAUUUGACCCUCAAGUGCCAAUGGAGAAGAAGGUUGCUGAUGCAAGGAAGUCAAAUGUGAAAAUUGCACAUGUUAAUGAUACGGCCAUGACUGAUAAGUCCAAAGAUUUUGUACAUUCGGGUUCUAUGCUGGAGGCGCAGAAGGCUUCAUCACCUGCUGUUGGGUCAAAUACUACAGGUCAACCUGAAGGUGGCCCUGAUUCUAGAACUGUCUUUGUUAACAAUGUACAUUUUGGUGCAUCGAAAGAUGCUCUUACUCGACACUUCAAUAAGUUUGGGGCUGUCCUAAAGACCCUUAUGGUGACUGAUGGCAUCACUGGUCAGCCAACUGGCUCAGCGUAUAUUGAGUUUUUGCAUAAAGAAUCGGCAGAGCAGGCAUUAACCCUGAAUGGCACAUCUUUUAUGUCACGCAUUUUGAAGGUUGUUCGAAAGUCCUCCACUGAAGCAACCCAAUUGCCUGGCCUACCCCGUGCCUCUCGGGGAUCCCCCUUUGCUUCAAGGCUCAUUAGAACUGCGUACCCAAGGCCGACCUUCCCUGGUGCCACCCGCGGGCGACUGCCACUCAGAGGUGGUGCCCGGAGUUUGCAGUGGAAGCGUGGUGCAUCUGAUUCCGUCGAUGCCGGGAAACAUAGUCAAACUACUCCUGCAGCUCCUGGGAAUCAGUUGGUCACCCCAACCACACGAAGCUUCACCUACACGCGCACUGAGCCGAAACCAAAUGACGGUGCGAUGGCAUGACUGGCAAGACGCAGCAUGCCACUGUCCCUGAUGAACCUCGCAGAAAGAGCUCUUGAUUGAUGGCUGUUUUGUAGUUCAUUCAGCCACUUUUGGUACAUAUUUAAGUAGCUGCAGAUCUUAGUUUGUAGCAGGCUGUUUUUUUUUGUGCACGUCAAAACUUUGAGCCAUAUUCUGUGAGCGGCGUUCCAUGAUUUUUUCCCAUCGGCACACGUUGUGCUGGCUGGCUGUGGAGUUUGUGGGGAGUAAAAUCUAUAUAAAAAUUUGUUAAAAGGAAAAGACGAAUGUGACAGGAACGCUGGAACGAAUUGUUACUAUUGCUAGAUUAUUAAGCCUCCAUGGUUUCCAUGUCGAA